This is a messenger RNA of Coffea arabica (coffee), 1576 nucleotides long. The record is from RefSeq and is a predicted model, not a curated record. Lineage: Eukaryota; Viridiplantae; Streptophyta; Magnoliopsida; Gentianales; Rubiaceae.
GCUCAGCAAUGAUUAACUCCAUGAGUUGCCACCGACCCGGAAAUCCUUAUUAGUUGACAUGAUUUCCAGCUCUAGUUCUUGCCAUCUUGUUUUUAUAAUGUAGUUGCUUUCAAGGAGAAGGGACUUCACCACCAGACAAUACAAGAUACAAGAAAACAGAGGAAACAGAGGAUAUUGAAGAAGAAAGAAAGAAAGAAAGUGGAAGAUGAGGCUGUUUGAGAGGAAAGGGCCAUCCGGUUUUACAUCCUCUUCCACUGCUGAUGAAGUCACACUUGGGAUUGACGGCUCUGGUUUCACGGCCAUUGUCACAGGGGGAUCAAGUGGCAUUGGUGCUGAAACAGUCCGUGUUCUUGCUCUACGUGGUGUCAGUGUUGUAAUGGCGGUCAGAAAUAUGACUGCUGGCCAAGAGGUUAAAGAUGCAAUCGUUAAGGAAAUCCCUGCAGCCAAAGUUGAUGUCAUGGAGUUAGACCUUAGUUCACUUGCAUCUGUAAGAAAAUUUGCAGCAGGGUUUACUUCUUCUGGUCGUCCAUUGAACAUUUUAAUUAAUAAUGCAGGAGUCAUGGGAACUCCAUUUACGCUAUCCAAGGACAACAUAGAAUUACAUUUUGCCACAAACCACUUAGGUCAUUUUCUUCUGACUAAUCUGUUAUUGGACGCUAUGAAGAAAACAUAUCACGAAACUCAGAGAGAGGGAAGGAUUGUAAUUGUAUCAUCCGAUGGCCACCGGCAUACAUAUCGUGAAGGUGUUCGUUUUGAUAGGAUCAAUGAUCGAGAAGGGUACAACGGUUUUUUUGCAUACUUUCAAUCAAAGGUUGCCAACGUACUACAUGCUAAUGAGCUUGCAAGACGCUUAAAGGAGGAUGGGGUAGGGAUAACAGCGAACUCGGUUCAUCCCGGAGUAGUUGCAACCAGUAUCUUCCGUCAACUCGGCUUUUUUGAAGGUUUACUCAACUAUGUGGGCAAAUAUAUUAUGAAGAAUGUUCAACAAGUGUUUUCAAGUAUAAGCGGUAAACCAAUUCAUUUAACUAAAUUUACUCGUACCCGUUCAUAAAUAGGGUGCUUCAACAAGUUGCUAUGUAGCAUUGCAUCCACAAGUCCGGGGUAUAAGUGGUGAAUAUUUCAAGGACAACAGCCUAUCAAAACCAAGUUCAAAGGCCAUGGACGUGGAUCUAGCAAGGAGGCUUUGGGAUUUUAGCAUGGAUUUAGUGAAGGAAAAUGUAGAUGAUGGUUCUUGAUCUGGUAGGCUAAACAGAAGCAGAGGAUUUAUCAAGUUCAUAAAGUAAAUUUUGAUUUGGAAACUUUUGCACUUUCAAAGUUGGAUUUCUUUGGUUCAAAACUACGGUUGAGCAGUAUUGCAUAUUGAGCAACUGCUGCAAUGGACUAAAAACAACCUGUUGAAGUCCUGCUCUUGAUCUUAUAUGCUGGCAAAUCCCAACUGCUAUUUUGACCCUUAUAGGCCAUUUUAUGCCAUUGAUCUUAGCAUUUAUGGCCAGAAAGGAGGAGAUUAUGGAGGGUUCUGUUGAGAUGUACUUGUAGACUAAAAUUCUGCUAAGUAUUAAUUUCAUGGCGGAAGCCU